AUGCCUCAGGGCGAGAGCAGUAGCGCAAGCACUGCAUCGUCUGCUGCCACUUCUUCUUCCUCCAAGUCCGCUUCACCCUUCGAUGCCAUACCUCUCAUCUCCGAUGACCUGGACUCUCUGCGGUCCAACAUUAUGAAUCUCCUUGGAGCUGGUCACCCGUCUCUCGACUCUGUAGCAAAGUACUAUUUUCAGGCGGAAGGCAAGCAUAUUCGGCCGCUGAUCAUCCUGCUCAUGAGCGCAGCUACCAAUGGCACCUCGCCGAUCUUCGGCCAUGGGACGACGAGGCAUGAGGAGAUGGAUCUGACUGGUGUGGACGAGCCUCUGAGCCCCAAGAGUAUCCUGAAUGAUUACAAUCCGAAUCUCAGUGGGGAGGUUUCUUCCGCAUCUGCGAGCAGUUCCUCCUCGGUCAUUCUCCCAACACAGAGACGUCUGGCGGAGAUUGCCGAAAUGAUCCAUGUUGCCUCCCUUCUUCACGACGACGUCAUCGACGAGUCGGCACUACGGAGAGGUGCUCCCUCUUCACCUUCGACCUUUGGCAACAAGCUCUCCAUCCUUGGCGGUGACUUCCUGCUAGGCAGGGCCUCCGUGGCCCUGGCAAGGCUGAGGGACAAUGAAGUGGUGGAACUGCUAGCAACCGUCAUUGCUAAUCUGGUCGAGGGAGAGGUGAUGCAGAUGAAGGGAGUUGACGUGGGAGCGCUCCAUGGCUCAGGCCUGACGAGCUUCUGGACACCACCUCAAGACCUCUCUGCUGCGACUUCUCAAUUCCCGGGACCCACUCCGGAGCACUUCACCUCGUACCUGCAGAAGACGUACCUCAAGACAGCCAGUCUAAUGGCCAAGUCUGCUCGAGCUGCAACAAUUCUUGGUGGUCACGGAGAGGGCGCCUUGAAUCAGUGGAGGGCAUCACAGGGAGCAGGAGGUAUCAGCGCGCAGGAGCAAGAAGAACAAAUGGUCCAUUCGGCCAGGGUACGAGAUGCAGCAUAUACCUACGGACGAAACCUAGGCAUCGCCUUCCAGCUAGUAGACGACCUGUUGGACUUCAAGUCCACAUCCGUCUCAUUCGGCAAGCCUUCUCUCGGUGCGGACCUGCGGUUAGGUCUGGCUACAGCUCCUGUCUUGUAUGCCUGGCAGGAAUUCCCUGGACCAGAAGAGAGGCUGAAGGAGAUGGUGGAGCGCAAGUUUGAGGGCGAGGGAGACGUGGAGAGGACACUGCUCGCUGUUCACAAAUCGCAAGGGCUGGCUCGAACCGCUGAGUUCGCCCGGCAUCACGCCGACGAAGCUUCAAAGGCGCUCGAUGUCAUCCCAGACUCAGAGGCGAAAGCUGCUCUUCAGCGGCUUGUUGGAGGUGUUCUAGACCGGGUCAAGUAG
This is a messenger RNA of Microstroma glucosiphilum, 1368 nucleotides long. RefSeq names its product terpenoid synthase. The transcript has 2 exons. Gene Ontology annotation, biological process: ubiquinone biosynthetic process; isoprenoid biosynthetic process. The record is from RefSeq and is a predicted model, not a curated record. Gene Ontology annotation, molecular function: prenyltransferase activity. The coding region runs from base 1 to 1368 and encodes 455 amino acids. NCBI's taxonomy places the organism in Eukaryota, Fungi, Basidiomycota, Exobasidiomycetes, Microstromatales, Microstromataceae. Gene Ontology annotation, cellular component: transferase complex.